Molecule: messenger RNA, 1188 nt
Organism: Strongyloides ratti
Lineage: Eukaryota; Metazoa; Nematoda; Chromadorea; Rhabditida; Strongyloididae
Product: Protein of unknown function DUF1647 family-containing protein
Exons: 2
Coding region: 1-1188 (395 amino acids)
Source: RefSeq, a predicted model, not a curated record
AUGAAUAUAAAUAAAAAUUUUAUAUAUUUAUUAUUGUUUAUCUUUAUAUGUAUAUUUUUUGUUAAUGCUUCUGAAAAGAAUUUUGAAGAAAAGAAAAAUGACAAUAAUUUAUGUGUAUACAAAAAUCAUACAUAUGAUUUAAGAUAUUCAAUUCCAUUAGAACCUAAAAGAAAAGGAAAAAGUUUUAAUUGUGAUUUAAUUAAAUAUCUUGAUGAUUUUGGUUAUUUAAACGAAAGUACAUAUAUUGAUUUAAAUAAAGAACAAAUUUCUAAAGUUCAAAUUGUUACAGCAAUAACUCAAGAUCAUAGAGAAGAAGCUGGAAGAAUGUUAGAAUCAUUUAAAAAACAUUUUCCUGAAGAAAAAAUUAUUGUUUAUGAUUUAGGAUUUAAUAGUAAAACAAUAAAAGAAAUGAAAUCAUUAAAAUUUGUUGAAUAUAGAAAAUUUAAUGUUUCAAAAUAUCCAAAACAUGUUGCUAAAGCUAGAUCAUAUGGUUUUAAAUGGCUUGUUGUUGCUGAAGUUUUAAAAGAAUAUCCUGCUGUUAUUUGGGCAGAUGCUAGUAUAAGAUUUCAAAAUAAAUAUUUUAUACAAAAAAUAAAUAAAUUUGUUAAUUGUUAUAAAGGAAAAAGUGAAAAUCAUAAACAUAAAGAACAAUUAAUUGUUAAAAAAUUAAGAGAAAAGAAUAAGAUAAGACAUUUUACUUAUAAAAAUAAUCCAAAUGAUGAAAAGUUAUAUAAAUUUAAUGUAAAACAUUGUUAUAAAUCAAAUGUUAUAAUGCAUAUACCAACAUUCCAUGGAAUUUUAUCAACAACACAUGAAACAUUUGCCAAAUAUUUUCCUGUUAAUAAAAAAAAAUAUAAUUAUCCAACAGAACGUCAACAAAGUACAGCUUUUGUAACAUUCUAUCGAACAAAAGAUACCAUUCAAAAUGUUAUGAAAUGGAUUGUACUUUGUUCUUUAACUCAUGACUGUACUGAACCAGUACAUUGGUUUUCUUGUGAUGGUCAUUUUAAUAAUAAAAAUUUAUUUGCAAAAAAACAUAUUUGUCAUAGAUUCGAUCAAACAUUAUUAACAACAAUCUUACACAAUUCUAAUAAUUAUGACAAUAGAAAUUAUGCUGCAGAACUUUAUGAUAAUGGUAUAUAUGCACAUGAUAUUUUAAAAGAUUAUAAAAUAUUAAUGAAGAAUUAG